UUCCCCUCGUUUUCGCCUUGGCAGGGAGCUGGGAGUCACAGUGCGGCUGGGGAGCAAGAGCCCGGCCUGGAGGUGGAAUUGCUGGUGCACAUCGACAGAGGCAUGGGCUUGAAGACCACCGUGAACGUCCAGAGGGGCGCCACUAUCCAGGAACGAAGAGGAGGAUGCGAAGGCGCGCCUGGCGGCGGCGGACCCGACGGGCGGCUUCCGCGCGGGCGAUCUGGGGCUCCGGCUGCCGGACGGUGCCGGCGGCCGCGCGCUCGGGAGGGGGACGACGAAGUCCUGACGGAGGCCAUCACGGAGGUCGACAUCUGCGAGCGCGGGCAGCAGCAAGCCCCGCCGCGAGCAUAAGAGUGUGGAUAGGCCAGUCUCUUCCUCCGCGUCCUCCUGCCCCUCCGACCUCGUGGUGUCUAAGGCCUUGCGAUUGCCGGCGGAUCCCCAAGUAGAGGGCUCUUGGUCAUCUUUCUUCUGUCUCUUUCUUCAUGCACCCCGGCCUAGUUUUCCUUCUGUGGCAAAUGGCCGCAGAGCGCGUUCUGCUCGCAGCGCAGCGCUGCUUGCCGGGAAAACAUACGGCGCGUUGCUGUCUUCUGGUC
Prorocentrum cordatum is the source of this 593-nucleotide messenger RNA. Lineage: Eukaryota; Dinophyceae; Prorocentrales; Prorocentraceae. The record is from the annotation of a GenBank genome assembly.